Molecule: messenger RNA, 2018 nt
Organism: Chelmon rostratus (copperband butterflyfish)
Lineage: Eukaryota; Metazoa; Chordata; Actinopteri; Chaetodontiformes; Chaetodontidae
Gene: sfxn5a
Product: sideroflexin 5a
Exons: 14
Coding region: 1-969 (322 amino acids)
Biological process (GO): citrate transport; mitochondrial transmembrane transport; monoatomic ion transport
Cellular component (GO): mitochondrial inner membrane
Molecular function (GO): monoatomic ion transmembrane transporter activity; citrate transmembrane transporter activity
Source: RefSeq, a predicted model, not a curated record
AUGUCUGAAUAUCCGACAUUCCAGCAUGGCAAGUCUCGUUUCGACCAGAACACAUUUUUUGGUCGGUUCAGGCACUUCCUGGAUGUGAUUGACCCCAGCACACUCUUCGUGACAGAGAAACGGCUGCAGGAGAGUGUGGAGCUGCUCAACCGUUUCAGACAAGGAACUCUGCCUCCGGGAGUGACUGAUGCUCAGCUUUGGCAAGCGCAAAAAAUAAAGCAGGCCAUCAUCCACCCUGACACGGGGGAGAAGAUCCUCAUGCCCUUUCGGAUGUCAGGUUUUAUCCCAUUUGGCACACCAGUGGUCGUUGGCCUCCUUCUCCCAAAUCAAACAUUGGUGUCAACUAUCUUCUGGCAGUGGUUAAACCAGAGUCACAAUGCCUGUGUUAACUACUGCAACCGCAACGCCUCCAAGCCGGCUCCGGUUUCCAAAUUCGUCCAGGGAUACGCUGGAGCGGUGACCAGCGCAGUCUCCAUUGCUGUUGGCCUAAACGUGUUUAUCCAGAAAGCCAGCCGCUUCAGCCCAACUACCAGGCUUUUGGUGCAGAGGUUCAUCCCCUUCCCAGCAGUGGCGAGUGCAAACGUCUGCAACGUGGUGCUCAUGAGACACUCUGAGCUGUCGGAGGGCAUCAAUGUCCUCGACGACAAUGGGAACGUGGUGGGAACAUCAAAAGUGGCUGCCAGGCAUGCACUUUUAGAAACAGCUGUGACCAGAGUGGUCUUGCCGAUGCCGAUUCUGGUGCUCCCACCCAUGAUCAUGGCUGCACUGGAGAGACUCCCUCUGCUGCAGAGACGGCGGAGACUCGUCCUGCCCGUCCACAGUCUGGUGUGCCUCGCUGCCUUCGGCCUGGCUCUGCCUCUCGCCAUCAGUCUCUUCCCUCAGAUGUCCCAGAUCAGCGUGAAUCAGCUGGAGCCGGAGAUCGCCAUGGCAACAGAUUGUAAGAUCGUGACAUACAAUAAAGGCCUGUGAGUGAUCUCGACCGCCCGACGCAUGAAAACAUCAUCGUGGUUCAAACGCCCUGAAGCUGCCAAACAGGGAAUUAUGGUGAAUAUGUCCGUGUUACCCAGUGAGCUUUUAGCACGUUUACAGAGAGAGGCAGCGAGAGAACAUGUUGUUAUGGCAGGACAAUGACUGGUAAAUAAGCAAUAGAAAAUCAGGGAAAAUCAAAACAAAGCAAAAAAACAAAAAAAAAUUAGAACACCUCAGAAAAUAUUAUUACUGCUACAACAUUACCAAAGACACUUACCAAAGAAGUAAUACCAAAUAAAGACUGUCCAUAGUGCUCAUGUGCUGCCUUCAGCUGAGAGAGGCAACAGCCUGGUUACGCUGGCUAGCUCAUUUAGCUCAUUUAUUAGCUCGCCUGGUUUCUUGUGUCUCUUCUUUCUCUAUUCCAUCACAAUGGGUGGAUGAAGCUCGACAUGAUUGCAGUUGUGGUCUGGAUUGUAUGUGAAUAUACUGUGAAUCAAAUCAAGAUAAAUGGCUGACGUAUAUUUUUGUGAACAUUAAGAGUUUUUUCCCCCUUAUUUCUAAUUUAAUACAGCAGUUCCCAGCCUUCGCUUGUUACCCCUUAAUGUAAAGCUCCCUCCAACCCAGUGUCACAGCUUGUAUGUCAGUAAGUUCGUGCCAAAGAGAAGCAAAGGUCAGAGAAAAGUCAGAAGAAUAAACAGAAUUUUGUUUGUCCUACCUGGACGAUCAUCUUGCGACCCCUUUUGAUAGUCCUGACCCCCAGGUUGGAAACCACUGAAUAGAAAUUGUUUUUUGUAAAAUAUUUUAAUAGAGAUCUCAGAUAAUUUAGCAGACCAUGACUUUACUAUCUGUUGCACAAUUGAAGAGAUUAGAAACUGAAACUUGCAUUUACUCUUUAUGAACUAUGUAUUGUGUAAGUUAAUGUAGAAACACAAUUCCAACGAUCAAUAAGAUUUUUAUUCUGUACAUGAUUUCUGAAAGCAUUGUUGUUAAGAUGCUGUCUUUUUCUAUGUAUUUGCACUUGAUUUAUAUAAACUUUCUGUUUUCAAGUA